This is a messenger RNA of Leptopilina heterotoma, 4428 nucleotides long. RefSeq names its product putative leucine-rich repeat-containing protein DDB_G0290503. The transcript has 3 exons. The coding region runs from base 206 to 3223 and encodes 1005 amino acids. Lineage: Eukaryota; Metazoa; Arthropoda; Insecta; Hymenoptera; Figitidae. The record is from RefSeq and is a predicted model, not a curated record.
CAGAGCAAGAAGAGAAGUGGCCAUAUUGCAUUUUGUAAAAAAGGCAGAGAUAGUAGCAGGUAUAAUAUAAAAUGCCGAAAGUAUAAAAUAAAUAUAAUUAAACUUAUCUCGUGAGUUUUCAAGUUAAUAAAGUUUAAACAUAAAAACGAAGACAACAGCAAAGGCAGUAAUUUAUAACAUUACUAUUUUGUGUGUUUAAAGUAAAAUGAAUCAAGAAAAUACUUCUGAGAAUACUGUGGCAACUGUGCAAACUGUGGAAACUGUUGAAAGUACAGAAACAAAUCCAACUGAAGCUGAAGGUGAAAAAUUUCAAGACGAAAGCAAUAAAGGUGAAGAGAUUGUUAACAAUGUUCCAAUUACUGAAAAUGAAAAUCAAUUAAAUGAAAAUGAAAAUCAAUUAAAUGAAAAUGAAAAUCAAUGUAAUGAAAAUAAGGACCAAGUGAAUGAAAAUGAAAACCAAAUUAAUGAAGAGAAGCAAUCUAAUGAAAGUGAGAAUCAAGUCAAUGGGGAAAACCAAUUUUUUGAAAAUCAACCCGAUGAAAAUAUAGCAGAAAAAGAUGAAAAUGUAACGCAAAAUGAAAAUGAAAUACAAUCUUGUCCUACGGAAUCUGAAAUUCCUCUGGAAGGAAUUCCUGUAGAAGAACCAGUAGUGGAGCAAAAUAUCGAAUCGAAUGAAGAGCCUCAACCGAAUUCAGAAUGUAAUCUUGAAGAUAAAUCUUUGGUGGCUGAUGCAGACACAAGUUUAAAAGUAGAAGACGAUUCCAAUGUCGAGCAAGAAAUUCAAGGAGGAGAUUCACAGCAAAAGGACAAAACGAAUCGCAAUCAGAAACGUGGAAAUAAAAAUUCAAAAAAUGUAAAUUGUGACAAGUACGGAUGGCCAAUUGGUUCCAAGUAUUGUACAGAAGUUAAUGAUUCCUCGAGUGAUGUCAAUUUUACCGAAGAUGUAGAUUUAGCGAAUUGUGAGGCAAAAAUCAAGGUGGAUAAUAAUGCAUCUCUAGAAGCUCCUCUACCGGACGAGGAAAUUCUUUAUGUUGUUAAAUCUCCAUCGCACAGGACAGCGAAUACGAAAAGAACGAUUGUAAAGGUUGAGGAGGUCGAAGGAGCAAUUACGGACGGUAUAAACGCCGGUACGCACGUACCACAUUUUCUUAAUUAUCUCAGUUUGCAGGUCAAAUUCAAAUUCACUCUCUCUCGACUAACGGAUGGAAAAUUGAAAAUAACGUUUAGAUUCGUUGGCAAAGGUGGAGAAUCACUAAAGGACAUUAUUUGUCUCUGGUUGAGACGCAACGAUGAGGAUAAGGAUAAAAUAUUUUGUGAAGGACUAACUAGAAAUAAAGAAGUAACAUUGUCGAUAUUAGCACGAAAAUUUCACGAAAUAGAAAAUCUAAAGGAAGAUAUUGUAACACUUUACGAGGAAAUAAAAACAUUAGUUCCCGAAUAUAGAGGAAAGGAGGGUCUAAGAAGCGAAGAAGAGGCAUUUUUAGAAGCGUAUAGAAAUCUCGAUAAUAAAUUACUCAAUCUCAUGAUGUUGUUGUAUAAAGAAAAUUGUGAAAGUGAUGGUGACAGUAAACUCCUUUCAAAGUUUCGUGAUUUGUAUUUUUCUCUACAAAUAAGUUCCGGUUUUACAGUGAAACAAUAUCUCUAUGUGAUUUAUUGUUAUAAUAUGAUAUUCACCCCGUAUCUACCUCAAGAAUUGGAAGAAUUGGUAAAAAAGUACGCGACCAUGAAGAAUUUAACUUUACCCGAUUCUCCCCCAUUAGUCAUACCGCCAUGUGGUCAAAAGUCAAAAUUAACCGUCAUCAAUCCCUUCGCAAAAAAGAAUUUACAAGACGGUGAUAAUGCAAAUACUUUCGCCGAAUUCGAAAUGCCUCCCAUUAAAGCAAAAAACAAGGAAUCGCCAGAAACGGAAAAACCCACCGAACCCGAGAAGAAAAACGUCCCAAAGAAACGACAGACCUACCGAAGAAAUCGCCGACCCUAUUACAAGAAAAAUCAGAAAAAUCCCCCAAAUUCAAAACCCCCCCAGAACCAACGAAAUCCCCAAACAUCAUCCCAACCACGAAAUAAUCUUCGAAAUCAAUUCAAUAAUCGCUUUCCCCGCAAUAAUCGACAAAACCCUCCAAAUCAAAGGGAGAAUUCCAUUCGACAGAAUGUACAAAAUGCAAGAAAGCCCAGAAAUCCCAUCGGACAGAGAAAUCAGCCCAAUGUAAGAAAUUCGACAAAUAAACGACAACAGACUCAAGGUGGUUCACCAGCGAAAAAACGAACUCCAAAUGAAACAAUUCCCGUCAAUAAUGACGCAACCCAACCAAAUCCAACGACUAAUCAGGAAACACCCGAAACUGCAACAUCACGAAAUCAAAAUAAACGAACUCGCCCCCGUCCACGUCCACGUCGAAAAAACAUUUCCAAUCAGCAAAACAACGACACCGCCAGAAAUCAAUCAAGAAAUCCCCAAAAUCCGAGAAAUGCCCAAAAUCCAAGAAAUAAUCAAAGAAAUUUACCCAGUCAAAAUUCGCGUAAUGAAAAGAACUCGAACUCGAAUCAAUCGAGAAAUUCACGAUCUCGAAGAAGAUCGGAUCAACGAAAACGCAAUUCAGAUCAAUUUUUCGACGCAAACAGAAUGCAACAACGCAAUCAAAGUGGUCAAUCGAAUAAUCACGAAUUCUUACUAAACAGUCUACGUAAUCAGAAUUUAAUGCAAAGCAAUAUGAGAAAUCAGGAAAUGGGUCGAUCGCAAAAUUUCCCCCCCAACGAUCGUCAAUUAAUGUUUAAUUCAAGAAAUCAGAAUUUCCCCCAUGAAAAUUCAUCACGUCAUAAUAAUUUUCAAUUAAAUCAACCAAGAAGUUUAUUUGCCCAACAAUAUUUUGAUAUGCCGCGUAAUCAACAGAAUUUCCCCUCGAAUAAUUCGGGUAAUUUUCAAUCACAAAUUAAUUCACGUCGUCCAUUAUGGUCGUCGUCAUCGUCUGAAUUUGCCGGCUCUUCACAAAAUUAUUUCAGUGGUUCGAAUAAUUUUUCGAAUCGAAAUAAUUCAAUGAAUCGAAAUUCAGGUGAUAUGUCAUUUUCAAAUUUCAAUAAUUCACGAAUGUCAUUUGAUGACGAUAUGCAUCCGCAUAAUUUUAUGAAUUCUAAUAAUCAGCAUUGGGAUAAUGAUUUUAAUCGAGGAAAACGAAAGAAUAUGCGAGACGAUUGGAAUAGUAAACGACCAAAACGGGGAAUUUAAUUUUUUCUAAAAGAAUUUUAAACAAAAGAAAACCCACAAAUUCUAAAGGAUUAAAAAAAAAAAGAACUGAGUUGUUACUUUUUUUUAUUUCGAAAAUUUGACUUUUACUUUUUUAUUACAUAUCUUAAAAAUUAGUAAUAAAAGUAAUAAAAAGUUCGGAAAAUAAUUUUUUUUUAAGUACGAAUAAAAAAAGAAAGUCUCGGAAAAUAAAUAGAGUUCACUUUAUAUUUCUUCAAUAAAUGAAUAGAUUGAAUUAUUCAUUUCAUACGAAUUAGAAUUGUAAUAUAGAUAAAUAAGGAAAAAAAAUAAAAAAAGAAUAAAUGUACUUAUAGUUAAUUUAUCGAAUUAUUGUAUGAAGUUGCUUUUUUUAAUUUCAAAAAUUCAAACUUAUUAAAGUUUGAUUACUAUUGGACUCUCGUAAUGGAAAAAAAUAUAAGUAGCAAUAUUUUUGUCGAAAGAAAUGUGAAAAUCGUUGUUAGAAUUAAAACAUGGGUGAACUUAGCAUAAUAAUUAAAAACAAAGGGUGAAUUUAAUUUAAUUCAAAAAAAAAAAAAAAAUUUAACUUAAUUCAAAAAAGUGAAGUUAAUUUAAUAAUUAAAAAAGUGUAUUUAAUUUUAAUAAAAAAGGUAAAAUUAAUUUUUAGUAAAUAAAUAAGGUGAACUUAAUUUAAGUACUAAAAAAGGUGAAUUUAAUUGAAUAGUUAAAAAAGGGGUGAAUAAUUAGUAAUUAAAAAAUAAAUUAAUUAAAGUAUAACAAAUUUAUUAUAAAGGAAAAAAAUUUAUUUUCAGAGACUUUCUUGCAAGUUCUUAAAAUUCUUUAAAAAAUUCUUUAUUAUUGAAAUAAAGAAUAUUAAUUCUAUAGGAAGUCAAUUAUUAUACUUCCAUGAUUAAGAAUAGUAAUUAAGAAAAAAAAAAUGAAGUAUGAUAUUAAAAACAAAAACAAUCUGUAUUACUUUUCAUUAUUUAAUAUUAUGUUAGAGAGAAUUGUAUAAGAGUUCAAUUUUUUUUACAAUUUAAAGUUAAUAUUCUACUUUGUAAUUUCGAAUUUAUACAAGGAAACAAAAAAUGUUCAGUAUGCAUGUAGAUUUUUAGAAAUAAAUUUUGAUUUCAACUAAUUAUUUAAGUAUUGGCUAAAAUAAAAGUUUUCAGAGAUACUUGUAUAUAUUGAUUUUGUGAAAUCAAAUAAAUGGAAAAAUAUAUAUAAAA